AUGAGUAUAAGGAAGUCAUCGAUACGAAUUUCACAGCUGUGAUUGCGGGUACUCACGUAGGGAUAGAGUACAUGAAAGAUCGUGGAGGUGGCGUCAUUAUUAAUACAGGAUCAACCGUGGCCAUGCUUGCGUUUCCUCAUCUUCCGGUAUACACCGGCACCAAGUCAGGAGUAAUUGGCUUUACUCGAACGCAACAUCACUUGAAAAAAUUGUACAAUAUUCGCGUCAAUGCAAUCGCGCCGCAUCUUGUUGAAACACCGUUAAUUCCCAAAAUGACAAAAAUCAACCCAGGACUAAUCGACCCGACUUACGAGACGGCUGCUGUGCCUUUGUCUGAUGUAGUCAAUGGCUUCAUCCAUAUCGUCGAAAACGAAAAUCUCUAUGGUGAUGUCGUUCGCAUUUUACCAAAUGAUCCAUUGGCAAUAGCGAUAAAAGUAGACUUUGAGAGUCCGAUGGUUGUAUUAAAGGAACUCGCGAAACUGGGAUUUGGAGAUCUUGUGGUAAAAAUGAGGAAUGCAGUUGGUAACAGGAAAAGCGAAUAA
Molecule: messenger RNA, 542 nt
Organism: Paraglomus occultum
Lineage: Eukaryota; Fungi; Glomeromycota; Glomeromycetes; Paraglomerales; Paraglomeraceae
Source: the annotation of a GenBank genome assembly